Molecule: messenger RNA, 621 nt
Organism: Trichomonas vaginalis G3
Lineage: Eukaryota; Parabasalia; Trichomonadida; Trichomonadidae
Exons: 1
Coding region: 1-621 (206 amino acids)
Source: RefSeq, a predicted model, not a curated record
AUGUUUUCAUUAAUUUGUUUAUCAACUUAUAACACACAAGGAUUUUACACCGUUACAUUAAACAAUAAUAAUCCUUCAAUCGAAAUUAAUCCUUCUCUCACGAACUCACAAGUAUAUCUGACAUAUCAAAUGCCAGAUUAUACGUAUAAUUCUCCUACAUUAAAUUUUACAUACCCUGAUAAACAGAAAGCAUUUUCUACUUCGUUUACCUCCAGUAUUGGAAUCGUAUUUAAAUAUUCUCAUGUCAUAAUUGCUUUAAAUUCAGAACUUUCAUCAAUUCAAUUUAAUAUUUACAUUAUAAGUAAUAAAAUAUGCGAUUAUUCAUUUCUUGCAGAAAGAAACAUCAAGCUUCACAUAAGUCCGUAUUCUUCAAGCAAUAUUUGCGUUUUCCCUCAUAAUAUUCCAAGUAAAGUAAAGUUUGAGAGCGAUUAUGUUCAUGUAACGAUGUUUGCUAUCAAAAAUCUUAAUGACUACGAUUAUUCUUCAGAGAUCACAGAUUUUGUCCAACCUACAAUUCUUGUUUCAGAAAACAUGUAUAGUGAUACAUCAACAUUCAAUAUUUACGAUUCAACAGAUCCAGACAUGAAAGAAUUUUGUCUAUCAUUUCUGAGCCGAUCAUAA